Messenger RNA from Anopheles cruzii, 786 nucleotides. RefSeq names its product chymotrypsin-2-like. The record is from RefSeq and is a predicted model, not a curated record. The transcript has a single exon. Lineage: Eukaryota; Metazoa; Arthropoda; Insecta; Diptera; Culicidae. Gene Ontology annotation, biological process: proteolysis. Bases 1 to 786 code for a protein of 261 amino acids. Gene Ontology annotation, molecular function: serine-type endopeptidase activity.
AUGACUCGUCUCCGUGGUCUUGUGGUUUUGUGCGUUGCGGCCGUGCUGGCCUCUUCCCAAGAUCCGGAAGAUCUGGCCGAAAAUUGGAUAGGGCGCAUCGUCGGUGGCCAGAAUGCGGUGGCAGGCCAGUUCCCUUAUCAGGUGUCGUUGCGGACGGCGCUGGAUGGGUACCACUUUUGCGGUGGGGCCAUCAUUGGAGGCCAGUGGCUGCUGACCGCGGCGCACUGUGUGAGUGAUCGCACCCCGGACGAGACGGUGGCCUUGGUGGGGUCGCUCUGGAAGCAGCGCGGUGGCGUCGAGUACGGUAUCGGCCAGAUCAUUGUGCACCCGAACUAUAACGAGUGGACCCAGGAGAACGACAUCGCGGUGUUGCGGCUCCGGAGGACCAUCCACUUCAAUACGGCCAUCUUUCCGGUACGGAUGGCACGCAGCUACGCCUCCGAUGGGCUGGCGGUGCUCGCUUCCGGUUGGGGCCUCAGCUCGACGAGUCCCGCCGUAUCGCCCGAUGUGCUCCAGUACGUGGCGCUGCGCACCAUUAGCAACCAGGACUGCCGGAAGCGGUUUGCUAGCAUCGAGAACCGCGCCGUUACACCGUCCAGCUUGUGCACGUUCAGCCGCACACGGCAGGGCACUUGUCUGGGAGACUCUGGCGGUCCGCUGGUGAACGAUGGCCAGCUGGUGGGACUGGUUUCGUGGGGGAUUCCGUGUGCCGCCGGCUAUCCCGAUGUCUACGUACGGGUGGCCUCCUAUCGGGCCUGGAUAACCGCCAUCACUGGCAUUAACUAG